AUGGCUGACAGGAGAAACAGCAUUUUGGUUACCUUCUUUUGUUUUAUUUCGUUUAUAUAUAUUUGUGAGUGUCAAAAUGAUAGUUUUACCAUAGACUAUAAUGGCAACACUUUUAUUCUGGAUGGUAAGCCAUUCCGGGCCAUCUCUGGUAGUAUGCACUACAGCAGGACUCACCCAUACUACUGGAAAGAUAGACUGAUGAAAAUGGUGGCUGCUGGAUUGAACACUGUACAGACAUAUGUACCCUGGAACAUCCAUGAACCAACACAAGGGAAAUACGAUUUUACUGGUCUAGCUAAUCUAGAAUUAUUCUUACAAACAGCUCAAGAUGUUGGUUUAAAAGUUUUAAUGAGAUCAGGUCCCUAUAUCUGUGGAGAAUGGGAAUACGGAGGACUACCAGCUUGGUUAUUAACCAUUAAUCCCAAUAUGGUGGUCAGAACUAUGGAUCCAGAUUAUAUAAAAGCUGUAGAUGGUUGGUAUGAUGUCUUGUUACCAAUCUUAAAGAAAUAUCUUCAUAUUAAUGGUGGUCCUAUAUUAAUGGUACAGAUUGAGAAUGAAUAUGGUAGUUAUUUUGCAUGUGAUUACGACUAUUUAAGAUUUCUGUAUCAGAAAGCUCGUACUGGAUUGGGCGAGAAGGCCAUUAUUUAUACCACAGACGGAGAUGGGGAUGCAUAUGUUAAGUGUGGUACUGUUGAAGGUUGCUAUGUUACUAUUGACUUCGGACCAACCAGUAAUCCAGCCAGUAAUUUUCAAGUUCAGAGACAUUUUGAACCUAAAGGUCCAUUGGUGAACUCUGAAUUCUAUACAGGCUGGUUAGAUCAUUGGGGUAAUCCUCAUGCUCAUACUGCUAUAGACACUGUAUGUAACAGUUUAGAUAAAAUACUAGCACUAGGGGCCAGCGUCAAUAUGUAUAUGUUUGAAGGUGGAACAAAUUUUGGAUACUGGAAUGGAGCCAAUGCCCCUCCCUACCAACCUGUACCAACCAGUUACGAUUAUGACUCCCCCUUAAAUGAAACAGGGGACAUAACUGAUAAAUACAUUGCUAUUCGGCAAACUAUAUCCAAGUACCAAAAGCUACCAGAGAUGCCAAUUCCACCAAAUACACCAAAAGGCAAUUACGGAGAUACAGAUAUGAAUUUUGUAGCUACAGUACAAGAUGCUCUGUCAGUUCUUAGUCCCAAUCAACCAGUCUCAUCAACCUAUCCAUUGACAAUGGAGCAGAUCAAAUUUUAUUAUGGUUUUAUUUUAUAUCGUACCAAAUUACCAACUGAUAUUACUACACCAACCCCAUUAAUAACUGGUGGUGUGAGAGAUAGAGGCUACGUAACAAUAGACCAGGUGCCACAGGGUAUAUUUAUUCGAGAUGAUACAACACAGGUCAAUAUUACAGGUAAACAGGGCCAAUAUCUAGAUAUACUGGUAGAAAAUACAGGCAGAAUUGGUUUCGCUACAUUAAUGAACUACAACACUAAGGGUAUAAUAGCUAAUGUAACAUUAAAUGGUAAAAUAUUAACAGACUGGACGAUCUAUCCUAUAUCUUUAGAAAAUAUCAAUGGUACCACCAUAUUUCAGCACAACAUUAAGAGUACUGGACCUAAAAAGAAUAAGGGUUUACAAACACCGUCCAUUUUUAUUGGUAAAAUUCCAAUCCCAGCGUCCAGUGAUGAACCUAAAGAUACCUUCUUAGAUCCUACCAACUGGACCAAGGGUCAAGCCUUAGUGAAUGGUUUCAAUCUAGGUAGAUACUGGCCGGUGAUGGGACCACAAGUAACGCUCUAUGUACCCAAACCAGUGUUGAAGGAGCCGUCCAAACUGAAUUAUUUAGUGGUGUUGGAGUUGGAGAAUACAACUUGCACUAGUUCUAGUGUUUGUAAAAUAUCAUUCACUGAUAUACCAGUUAUAAAUAAAAUACCACCUGGCUUUCAUUCUAAUAUUAGAAACAUCCCAGAGGGUUAUCCUUAUCAUAAACGUGUUUAA
Messenger RNA from Lottia gigantea (owl limpet), 1977 nucleotides. RefSeq lists its product as hypothetical. The record is from RefSeq and is a predicted model, not a curated record. Gene Ontology annotation, biological process: carbohydrate metabolic process. Gene Ontology annotation, cellular component: vacuole. The transcript has 17 exons. Gene Ontology annotation, molecular function: beta-galactosidase activity. NCBI's taxonomy places the organism in Eukaryota, Metazoa, Mollusca, Gastropoda, Lottiidae. Bases 1 to 1977 code for a protein of 658 amino acids.